AUGUCCCCCAUACGAAAAUCCCCAACUAACAACCUCCCACAGGUCCGGCCGGGCAACCUGGGCCAGGUCAAAGAAAUCGCCCGUAUAUGCGGCCGACAGAUCUUAGACAACAAAGGCGUCAUCCGCGGCAUUAAGAACUGGGGUCAAUUCGAUCUCCCCCGGCCGACCGUCAAGCAUCAAACUCAGCACUUCCAGGGCCACUACUUUAUCAUGCAGUUCGACAGCAGCAUCAAGGUCCAGAAGGAGAUGCGCCGAAUACUCGCGCUCGACCCACGUAUGGUCCGCUUCUCCGUCGUCAAGCUUGGUGAUAAACUCGGCGGUGUCAAUGGUGCCAUCGAGGAAGUCACAGGCCAGGUCGACUGGAACUCCACACCGGACACGAACAUCCCUCUCGAUACCUUUGAAAACUCCGGUAUUGCGCGAGCCGGUUCCAAUUACAGCUAA
Molecule: messenger RNA, 444 nt
Organism: Exophiala spinifera
Lineage: Eukaryota; Fungi; Ascomycota; Eurotiomycetes; Chaetothyriales; Herpotrichiellaceae
Product: ribosomal protein S6
Exons: 2
Coding region: 1-444 (147 amino acids)
Biological process (GO): translation
Cellular component (GO): ribosome; mitochondrial small ribosomal subunit
Molecular function (GO): structural constituent of ribosome; small ribosomal subunit rRNA binding
Source: RefSeq, a predicted model, not a curated record